AUGAUCACUUCGCUCGCACGAAUUGGCAACUCUGCGACUGUCUUGCAUAGAAGUUUUAAUUGCUGGACGGCGGCGAUAACGAAGAAGCACAGACCAAUAUACGAACGGACGUAUCCUACAACACUCGUUUUUUCUGACGGGAGUAGUAUAGAGAUCGAGUAUCAUGAGCCGCGGAAGAUAAUAGUUCUACCGCUGAAUCUCGCGGAACUUACAGAGGCCGAACAGAAGCAGAGACUCGAAAUGCGUAAGCCGAAAAGUAAAAUAGUUAUAGUCGAAGAAUUGGAGGAUAACUUCGAUGAGAAUAGAUAUCUCAAUUUUAACAAGUGA
Molecule: messenger RNA, 327 nt
Organism: Acromyrmex echinatior (Panamanian leafcutter ant)
Lineage: Eukaryota; Metazoa; Arthropoda; Insecta; Hymenoptera; Formicidae
Gene: mRpL55
Product: mitochondrial ribosomal protein L55
Biological process (GO): translation
Cellular component (GO): mitochondrial large ribosomal subunit
Molecular function (GO): structural constituent of ribosome
Source: RefSeq, a predicted model, not a curated record